Daucus carota subsp. sativus is the source of this 1878-nucleotide messenger RNA. Its product is annotated as F-box/FBD/LRR-repeat protein At1g13570-like. NCBI's taxonomy places the organism in Eukaryota, Viridiplantae, Streptophyta, Magnoliopsida, Apiales, Apiaceae. The transcript is spliced from 4 exons. The record is from RefSeq and is a predicted model, not a curated record. The coding region runs from base 361 to 1791 and encodes 476 amino acids. Gene Ontology annotation, molecular function: protein binding.
AAUUCACUACUCCCUCCGUCCCUUUUUACAUGUCCCUUUUGAAAAAAAAAUUUGUCCCAAAUUACUUGUCCACUUCUCUUUUCAAAGCAACUUUUUGUAAGUUUUUUCAAAAUGUAACAACUUCCAAUGUUUGACUAGCAUAUAUAUAUACACAACUCUAUCUAAUUCAUCACAUUUAUUAGGGAUAUGUAUGAAAACAAGAUAUCCACCUAACAUUUUCUUAAGAUGCGUUAUUUUUUCAAAAGGGACAAGUAAAAGGGGACGGAGGGAGUAAUAAACAAAUUGUUGCAGCAAGCCUCGGGAUCGGUUUCAAGCCUCACCAGUCACCACCAUCGUGUAUCUGCCUGUUCAUAUCUACCUAUGAAUCAUUAUCAGGAUAUCAGUGCAGGAUUGCAACUAAUUGAUAGUGGACCCUUGGAAAGGUCAGCCAAUAUAAUUCCUAUGAAGAGGAGAUUCACCACAGUUGGAAGGAUGAUGGAGCCACAACUUAAAUCACGAAGACUAGUUGAUGAUGAUAGGAUUAGCAGUUUACCCGUUGAGUUGAUAUAUUGUAUUUUGGCACAUCUUCCAAUUCAUGAUGUGGCAAGAACAAGUAUUUUGUCAAGAACUUGGAGGAAUAUAUGGAAAACGCACACCCGCCUGAUUCUUGAUGACUCAUUUUCCUUGAAAGUGAGUUCUAAGAAAAGUGAAUCAUGCUUAUCUGCAUUUUCAGGAGCUGUUGAUAAGAUUUUGUUCGUCCACACUGGCUCCAUUUGGGACUUCGAACUUUACGUCCCAGAAAAACUUCAUCAGAGUCAUAUUGAUCGAUGGUGUAAGCACUUAUCAGAUAAGGGUAUUAGGACUUUGAAACUUAGUAACUCGGAAUGGAAUGGCUGCUCAAUUCCCUCAUACAUUUUUGAUUGUUCAGAGUUGACUCAGCUAAAACUUUCUAAGUGGUUCUUGAGUCCUCCCCAUAAAUCUGGAUGUUUCAGUAAUCUGAUUGAGGUUUCCCUUGUCGAUGUAGUGAUUACUUCUGAAAUAUCAUUUGGGAAUCAACUCCAGAAAUUGUACUUGCUACGAUGUAGAGGAAUCCAACAUUUAAGCUGCCAAUUCACCAAUAAUAACAAUCUGAGAAGGCUAGAUAUCUCGCGAUGUGAUACAAUGGAUUGGCGAUGCUUCAAUUACACAAACACACUGGAAGUCUUUACUCUCUUCACAUACCUCCCAAAUUUUAACAAGAAUAAACCUGUCGAUCUGAUCAAACUUCUUGGCAGUAGUCCGAGACUUAAAUCUCUUUCCCUUGUUGAUCUCACUCUGCAGGUUCUCGGACCAGCUCACUCUAUUUUGGAGCGGCUUACGACACAAAUGGUGAACUUGAAAAAAUUGAGGUUCAAUCUUGGACAUAAAUUGUGUGUGAUUUCAAGUAGCCUUUGUUUAAUCAGAAAUCUUCCAAACUUGCAAGUUCUUUGCGUAGCACUGGUACUUCCAGUGAAGACUUCAAAUCAUCCACAAUCAACAAUUGAACAUUAUCUUCGGAAAAAAGAAGAAGCAAUUGAACAUUAUUUGGAAUCAGUAGACUGGACUAAUGUUAUUCUGCACCAACUUCAAUUUGUUGAAAUUUUCGGUGAAGUGGGUUCAAGAUCUGUGCUACAUUUGAUAAAGCUCUUAGCUGCAUCUUCCCCUUCGCUUAGAGAUAUGACACUUGUCUGCAGGAAGCGAGAACACAGUUUCGAAGAAUUGUUCAUGAUGAAACAGGAAUUGCUGCGCGUACCUAGAAUAUCCCCACAAGCUCAAAUUGUUUGGCGUAUAUAGGAUGUUUAAUUUAAGAAAAAAACAUCUUUCUUCUUCUUGCUUUUUCUUGAUUAUUUGAAAGAUGGUGCUAGUCUUCAUCUUCAUGUA